Messenger RNA from Hermetia illucens (black soldier fly), 966 nucleotides. RefSeq names its product protein FRG1 homolog (gene FRG1). Gene Ontology annotation, molecular function: actin filament binding. Gene Ontology annotation, cellular component: catalytic step 2 spliceosome; nucleolus; striated muscle dense body. The transcript is spliced from 4 exons. The record is from RefSeq and is a predicted model, not a curated record. The coding region runs from base 132 to 923 and encodes 263 amino acids. Lineage: Eukaryota; Metazoa; Arthropoda; Insecta; Diptera; Stratiomyidae.
ACAAAACCCUUCGAUUCCCACUGACAUGUGUGUUUACUGUGGGGGUGCUUGGACUGGCUUACUUCUGGGAUUCCAUUGCUUGCGAUAAGUUUUAUUAUCAAACGCCAAACAUAUUAACGUAGACAUUAAGAAUGUCGGAAUAUGACAACGUACGAGUUGGAAAAUUGGUCCUGAAAGGAGAAUCGAAAAAGCGGAAAAAGCAUAAACACAAAAGUAAGGAAGGAAAAGAUGAUUCGAAGAAGCAAAAAAUUGUCGUGGAUGAGGAUGCUUUGAAGCACGGACACUGGCGCAAAGUGGACAAGCAAACAGAUGUCACAGGCACAGUAGCGGUUGAGUUUGGUUCGCAAACUUAUCUAAAGGCCUUGGACAAUGGCCUAUUCACGCUAGGAGCCCCACAUCGACAGGGAGAACCGCCGGCUCCUGAGGAAAUUUUCACAGCCUUCCAAAUAAAUGGAAAUAAAUUAGCAUUCAAGUCCGGCUACGGGAAGUAUUUGAAGAUUGAGAAGGAUGGAACCGUAACGGGUCGAUCAGAUGCUGUUGGAAGCAUGGAGCAGUGGGAAGCUAUUUUUCAGGAUGGGAAAACGGCGCUUUUAAGUGAGCUUGGAACAUUCAUGUCAAUAGAUCCAGAAGAUGACUCUUGCGUAGCGUUACGAAAACAAGCAGGAGAAAAGGAGAUGAUUGCGAUCCGAACUUCCGCGCAAGGUGAAACAAAUGAGCACGAAGAUGACAACACCGAAGAAAAGCAGGAUUUGAAUCAAUUGGAAGUAAAUUAUGUGAAAAAAUUCCAAAAGUUCCAGGAUAAAAAAAUGCGAAUUAAUAAAGAAGACGUGAAGAAUCUCGAAGUCGCCAGGUCUUCAGGAAAUCUGCAUGAAGCGUUACUCGACAGGCGGAGUAAGAUGAAAGCUGAUCGAUAUUGUAAAUAAUUCCCGUCAUUUUGCAUGGAAUAAAGGAUUUUACCGAAAGAUA